AGAAUCGACGCGCCAAGUGGCCAAUGGUAACGCAGACCUGCGAACCGCGCUCCAAUCCCGAGGUUCGGGGGGCGGGGCCCGACCCCGAGCCCUCGGCGGGAGGACAUGGCGUUUCGGCGGCAGCUGCGACAGCUGUUCCAGGGCGGGCAGCCCACCGGGACAAUCGUGGUGGAGCGGGCCUCUGCCCCCGCCGCUACUGCCUCGAUGUCGCUGUCGGCGCCCCUGCCUCCGCCGUCGCCGCCGUCCUCUCCGUCGUCGCCGUCGUCGUUGUCGUGGUUGUCUUCCGUGCCGCCGGCCGCGGUGCCAGCGUCGCCGCCGCGGCGGCAGGGUCCGCUGCCGGAAGAGUGCGCCGUGUUCCACUGCCGCGGCUGCUGGACGGUGCUGGGGGACUCGCUGCAGCUGUGCGGGCAGGAGCCGCCGGGGCUCAGCGUCCUCAUCUGCUUCAAAGUCACCAGCGAUGUGAUCUGGGAGAACUCGCUGUUGGUCGGCCUCGAGGGAGACCUCCUGGGAUGUGCUUAUUAUUUAUUAUACUGCCGGUCAUGUGGCUUGGCCUUGGGCUUCAUUCUUUAUUCUUCUGGCAGUGACCUGGCAUAUCUCCGAGGCUUGUUCUGUUUCUUCAAGGACAGCAUCAUGUGUUACCUCUUAAAAAACCAAAUGGUUAUAGAAGCUUCUAAGGUCAAUUUUCCAGCUGUAACCUUAAAGGAACACAUAGAAAAAGUGAAAAAAAGGGUUGUGGACUUCAAUGAUCACUUAGAAUUAGUGAUAAGGAAGCUGGAGAAACUGGAACAAAAUAAUUAUGUAACAGAAUGGCAAAACUCUUCAACAUAUCCACAUGACCUACUAUUACCUGCAUACCUAGAAUAUGCAAGAGUUAAUGCCAACUAAUAUCCAUUUUCAAGAACUGCUGGAGUUGUUUUUGCAUCUCUGCUGAGUUUGGCCAUUACAAAGAAAUAAUGUACCAGACCAGGUCUGAGUGUUGAUCUGUCACUUUGUCUGUGUGUGUAAAGAUGAUGAAAUGCAUCUCAGGGGAACACCUGAAAAUCUGACAUCUUGAAGUUGUGCUUGGAGAAUGAAUAGCUCACCCAUGCAGCAUGUCAUUCUCUGAGGCUAUAUUAACUGUGGCUUUGGUUUUCCUAAUGACUACAUGGGGAAAACCAUCCUUUGAAAUAGUGAAGUCAGGUUUCUGGAGCUAUGCAAAACAUACUUAACAAGGUGAUGAUAAUUCAAGAGCCACCAUUACAAACUGAGCAUUCUUAGAGAUCUAAAGCUCUUGUCCUACUUUUAAUACAGACAUAGCGUUAAUGGCAGCUUUGGUUUUAGUGGCAGCUAGUUUUUGGUGAAGUGGCUCAUUAGCUGAUAUGUGAGCCACUGCUAAAUGGACUCCUGAAUAGUUUUGAGAUUUGCUUGUGUGUGUUGCCUGCAAAGCAGCAGACAAGCACAUCACAGAUGCUGCAGUGUUCCUAGUGUAUGAGUCUAGAUGGCACCAUGGAGGCACAAAAUUUUGGAUUUCAGGUAAAAGACAACCCACGUGCCUGCGAAGUCUGCUGCAGUGCAGCCCCAGAACCAGGACUGAGUCAAAUUCUGCCAGCUAAGCCUGAGAGCAACUGCCUCGAACAGAUCUGAGCAUUUCUUUCUGGAACAUCAACAGUCUUCUGCGCAAUUGUGGAAGCACUGCUUUCCUGAAGUUAUGAUUUGCCUGUUGGUUUAGCAUGGAUGGUAAAAACCAAUUAGUGACUGUUUUUUCAAGACGGAUGGCCGGAUUGGCCAAUUAAAUAUAGGGACACACCUCUGGGUCACGCAAGAAUAAAAUCAGCCCGGGAAGGCUCUCUUCCUUCUAGGCCGGUCCCAAGUUAACAUCGUGGGUAGCAGAGGAGGGUCCGGCUCAGGCCCUGCUGCCCUUGGGCGACUGGGCCGGGCCGGGCCAGGCCUCCGGGAGCCGCUGCCAGCACGGGGAGCGGCCCGGGCCGGCUGAGGUCCCCCCCCUUUUCCCUCCGGCUGAG
Messenger RNA from Hirundo rustica (Barn swallow), 2000 nucleotides. RefSeq names its product Opa interacting protein 5 (gene OIP5). Gene Ontology annotation, cellular component: chromatin; nucleus; chromosome, centromeric region. Bases 106 to 885 code for a protein of 259 amino acids. Lineage: Eukaryota; Metazoa; Chordata; Aves; Passeriformes; Hirundinidae. The transcript is spliced from 5 exons. The record is from RefSeq and is a predicted model, not a curated record. Gene Ontology annotation, biological process: CENP-A containing chromatin assembly; chromosome segregation.